UCUCACAUUCGUUCCUCACUUAGAUAUAUAACAAUUUUCCCCCACAUUCAUCACGUUAUUUCUACUUUGAGGCAGAUCAAUCAAUAAAAUUUUCAAAAAAACAAAUAUAAGUUUGUUCUUUUUUUUGUUGCAAAGAUGAGCGGUGCUGUGUUAAGGGUUUCGAUUCCAAGCGGUGUUAGGAAGACGAUCCAGAAUAUCAAAGAGAUCACGGGUAAUCACAGUGAUGAUGAGAUUUAUGCAAUGCUUAAGGAGUGUUCUAUGGAUCCCAACGAGACUGCACAGAAGCUUCUCUUUCAGGAUACAUUUCACGAGGUUAAAAGAAAAAAGGACAAACGAAAAGAGAAUGUUAACAACAGAGAGUCUUUGGAGUCACGUCCGAGACCUGGUACUCAAGGGCGUGGGGUUAGGGGUGGUCGUGGAAAUUUUUCACCUCAUCGUAUAUUGCAUGAUGCUCGCGGUGGCAAGAAUCCUGGUACAGGAAAAGAUAAUGGGACCAACCAAGGGACCGCCAAGGGUGUGCCCCCUUUGCCUGAUCUGCAAGAGACAAAGACCGGAGAAAAAAGUUCUGUAACAAGCUCUGUUCCAGCUAUUGCCAAUGGGCCUACAACAGUUGCAUCUGGAACUACUAGUGCGGAUACUGCCCCUUCAUCGACUGGAAAUGUGGACAGAAUUAUUACAUCCGAUGGUGGUAAUAAUAGUUUGGGUGACCAUUUUCCUUCUGAUAGUUCAGACAAAGGUGCAAAAGUUGCUUUUGGAAGUGAGGCAGUGUCUUCCACCAGUGUCUGUUUCUCUUCUUCAGAUCCAGUACUGGUUCCAUCGAAUGAUUCACGUUUCCCUGGCGCUGUUGGUGCAAUUAAACGGGAAGUGGGAAGCCAACGUCCUCCUGGGGAAUUAAAUGUGGCCAAUACUUCUGAGAGCAAAACUGCUGCUUUUGAGACUGGCAGCUCUUUUCAAGGUAAGAAUCAAGGAAAAUCCCCCCCGAUAGUUGCAAAGAAUCAAGUUCCUCAGGUGUCAUCUUCAUCAACAGUAAUGCAUGGGACCACUUCAGUUAGCCGACCUUCCUCUAACCACAAUAAUCGAUCACAACAAAUAGUUGGCCUUCAGAAAGUCGGUUCCAAUAAGGAGUGGAAACCAAAGCCAACUAAUACCAUUAACCAGGGCUCUGGACCAGCUAGCGUAGUUCCUGAGUCUUCUGCCGUGUCAGCUGAAGCUGCCAAGCAUUUACCGUCUGUGUCUAAGGUCCUUGAUUCCGAGGAAGCUACUUCUGAACUGCAGAGGAAGCUGGAGGAUUUACGUCUUCCACCACGUCAACAUGUUAUUCUUCCAAACCAUAUCCUGGUGCCUGAUUCUGAAAAGAACAAGUUUAGUUUUGGGAGUCUGGGAAUAAAUUUUGGGGUUACAACAAGUUAUGUUAGCAGCCCAGAGAGCGAAAAGAGUUCAACAUCUCUUUCGAAAGUAUCUCAGGCUGUUGAAGAAACUGCAGGGGAGCAGGCCUCAAGCAAUCAAAAUGCUUCAGUUACUUCUGUGGUGGGAGAUUAUUCUGAAAAUCCACAACCAUCCACUACUACUGUCCCCGACAAUUUUUCAUCAUCCGGAGAGGUGGAUGUAGCAUCUGGUACUAUUCAGGAGGAUGAUGAGUCCAAGCACGGCGGCACUAUACCAUCUGAAGGUAAUGAAUACUCAGUGGUGCAUACUUCUCCGAACUACAAUCUAGGUUUCAUGCCCCCAAUGUUGGAAGCACAGUCUGCACAAAUUGAUAAUUCUGAGUCUCAAGCACGAGAUAUUUCUCGGCUUCAAAGCUAUGUUGUUCAUCAACAAUUUGAUCCAAAUAAUUACUACGCCCAGUUUUACCGUUCUGGUGCUGACAGUGAUGGCCGUCUUUCUCCUUUACCUUCUGCUGGGGUUACAGCCAAGUACAAUGGUGGUGUUGCAGUGCUUCCUACACCAAGUUCUCAGUCUCCUCAAGAGGGAGCUGGCUUGUCCACAGCUGGUCAGACACCUCAUGCGUCUCAAGCUUCUGGGCUCAUGCAAAAUUCAGUAGCUGCUCAGCAGCCUCUCCCAGUAUUUCGGCCUCCGAGUGGGGUUCAUAUAUCCCAUUACCCUCCUAAUUACAUCCCUUACGGCCACUAUUUUUCACCAUUCUAUGUCCCACCUCACGCAAUUCACCAAUAUUUGGGCAACGGUGCAUUUCCUCAACAACCUCAGGCAAGCUCUGUAUAUCCACCUCCUUCGGCUGUGGCUGCAAACGGAAUGAAAUAUCCCCUUCCACAGUACAAACCUGGAACAAAUGCAGCUAACUCGGCUCAUUUUGCUAUGCCGGCUGCCUAUGGUGCAUAUGGCUCUUCCCCAGCUGGUGGUUAUAAUCCUACUUCUGCAGAAACUGCAGGGAAUUCAAACUCUAAUGAGGAUCUCGGUUCCUCCCAGUUCAAGGAUAACAGUGUAUACCUCAAUGGACAACAGAGCGAAGGUUCGGCAAUGUGGGUGGCUGCAUCUGGUCGAGACAUUUCCAAUUUGCCAACCAGUUCAUUCUACAACCUUCCACCGCAGGGUCAGCAUGUGACUUAUGCCCCAACACAGGCUGGCCACGGCAAUUUUGCUGGCGUCUAUCACCCUGCACAAGCAGUGACAGCUGGAACAGUUCAUCCACUUCUGCAACAAUCCCAGACAAUGGCCGGAGCAGUUGAUAUGGUAGGUCCUGGUGGCAGCGUUUAUCAGCAACCUCAACAGCAUGCACAUCUCAACUGGCCAAGUAACUACUGAAAAAGACUUGGUGACAGAUAAACAAAAGAUAAAUUGAUCCUAUCUAGGGCAACAUUUUUGGAAACUCUAAAAAAUAUUGCUGGAGUUCCGUGUGGCGUGACAUGGCGAUUAGCUGCAUUUGAGUGUAAGAAAGUUGAAAAACUUGCCAAUAGGAUGUUCUCUGAUUGCUUGGGAUGAGGAUGUGAAGGUACUGUCCUCAUGUAAACUGAUAUUUAACCAUUAAACUUGAAAAAGUUAGAAACAAUUGCAGGCUCUCUCUUUUUCUUUUUUUUUGGUAAAUUAAGGUAUCCCCGUGCACAACUGGGGAGAUAGGCCCUCUCUCUUAUUUUGCUCCUGCUAGUUUGUGUUAUGAUUAAUUCCUUGUCAUAGCUAUAAGCUUUCCCCAUCUCUUUUACAAUUAUCCUUGGACUCUCAUUUAGAGUUUUGUUGGGUAGUGAGAAAAUGUUUAUUCUUGUUUUAGUUUAAGUUUUUUAGAGUUUGGAAGAUAUUGGUUGGUGGGGAAAGUUUUUUCUGUUGCCUUUUUCUUCUCUUUACCUGUAAAGUAAAUUUUGAUAGCAUGAAAAUUAUUUACUAAAGCUGUUCUAAUGCUAUGGAUAAAGCAAAUUGUCAUUGUUGCAGUUAA
Messenger RNA from Cicer arietinum (chickpea), 3382 nucleotides. RefSeq lists its product as uncharacterized. The record is from RefSeq and is a predicted model, not a curated record. NCBI's taxonomy places the organism in Eukaryota, Viridiplantae, Streptophyta, Magnoliopsida, Fabales, Fabaceae.